Molecule: messenger RNA, 2924 nt
Organism: Cyprinodon tularosa
Lineage: Eukaryota; Metazoa; Chordata; Actinopteri; Cyprinodontiformes; Cyprinodontidae
Gene: spata20
Product: spermatogenesis associated 20
Exons: 16
Coding region: 1-2466 (821 amino acids)
Biological process (GO): carbohydrate metabolic process
Source: RefSeq, a predicted model, not a curated record
AUGUUAAGACAAGUAUGGCGUCGGUCGGUGUUUAAAACCUUUACUACAAGGACAGCAGGUUCCCUGACUGCGGCCUUCCUGGCAGCUGGCAGCCCACGGUGGAGCUCCGGUGGUCUUACAGGGGGGUUUAAAGGCAUUCUCCACCCACCGAGUGACAGGUCACAGCGGCUCCUCCAACCACAGCCAGCCCGAUACCUCAGUCCGUCUGUGUUCAUCAGCAUGGCGUCAGGGGGAGACCAGGCGACAUCCACUGGUCACAAACACACAAACAGGCUGGCACAAGAGCGAUCGCCCUACCUGUUGCAGCACGCCCACAACCCAGUCGACUGGUAUCCAUGGGGACAGGAGGCUUUUGAAAAGGCAAAGAGGGAAGACAAACCCAUCUUCUUAUCUGUGGGCUAUUCCACGUGCCACUGGUGUCACGUUAUGGAGAGGGAGUCAUUCGAGGAUGAGGAGAUUGGAAACAUCCUAAGUAACAACUUUGUCUGCAUCAAACUAGACAGAGAAGAGAGGCCUGAUGUUGACAAGGUCUACAUGACCUUUGUACAGGCAACAAGUGGAGGUGGAGGCUGGCCCAUGAGUGUGUGGUUAACUCCUGACCUUCGACCUUUCAUCGGAGGGACUUACUUUCCCCCCAGGGACCAAGGAAGAAGACCUGGCUUCAAGACCGUUUUGAUGAGAAUCAUUGAACAGUGGCAGAGCAACCGAGCAGCUUUAGAGUCCAGUGGGGAGAGGAUCAUGGAGGCUCUAAAGAAAGGCACGACUCUGAGUGCGAACCCAGGAGAAAGCCCUCCUCUGGCCCCUGAUGUUGCGAAUCGAUGCUUCCAGCAGCUGGCCCAUUCCUACGAGGAAGAGUACGGAGGUUUUAGAGACGCUCCAAAGUUCCCCUCCCCAGUGAAUCUGAUGUUCCUCAUAUCGUAUUGGUCGGUGAACCGCUGCACCUCAGAGGGGGUGGAGGCGCUCCAGAUGGUCAUGCACACGCUCCGAAUGAUGGCGCUGGGAGGCAUCCACGACCACGUCGCACAGGGUUUUCAUCGUUACUCUACGGACUCCUCGUGGCACGUUCCUCACUUUGAGAAGAUGCUGUAUGACCAGGCUCAGCUGGCUGUGGCUUACAUAACAGCUUUUCAGGUAUCAGGUGAGCAGUUCUAUUCAGACGUGGCCAAGGACAUACUGCUCUAUGUCUCCAGGGACCUGAGUGACAAGUCUGGAGGCUUCUACAGUGCAGAAGAUGCUGACUCAAUCCCUGCAUCAGGGGGAAAAGAAAAACGAGAGGGGGCUUUCUGUGUGUGGACAGCCUCAGAAGUCAGGGAGCUCUUACCAGAUGUAGUAGAGGGCGCGGUUGGAGCUGCCACGCUUGCAGACAUCUUUAUGCACCAUUAUGGAGUCAAGGAGCAAGGGAACGUUGCACCUGAGCAGGACCCACACGGAGAGCUGCAGGGGAAGAAUGUGCUGAUCGUUCGCUAUUCCGUUGAGCUAACAGCUGCUCACUUUGGCAUCACUGUGGAAAAGGUCAAUGAACUCAUGACCUCAGCCAGAGCCAGAAUGGCUGAAGUGAGGAAUGUUCGCCCGCGUCCCCAUCUCGACACCAAGAUGCUGGCUUCCUGGAAUGGCUUGAUGCUGUCCGCCUUCGCUCGGGUCGGAGCUGUGCUGGGGGACGAGGCGCUGCUGGAGAGAGCGGUGCAAGCAGGCGGCUUCCUAAAGGAGCACCUGUGGGACCCCGACCAGCAGAAAAUACUCCGAUCUUGUUAUCGCGGCGACCAGAUGGAGGUGCAACAGAUAUCUCCACCCAUCUGUGGGUUUCUGGAUGACUAUGCUUUCAUCAUUUGUGGCCUGCUGGACCUGUAUGAGGCCACGUUUCAAGCAGAGUGGCUGCAGUGGGCCGAGGAGCUGCAGACCAGGCAAGACCUGCUGUUCUGGGACGAACAGGGUGGAGGCUACUUCUGCAGUGACCCGAGCGACGGGACGGUUCUGCUGCGACUGAAAGAGGAUCAGGAUGGAGCAGAGCCCAGCGCCAACUCUGUGUCUGCCUCCAAUCUUCUGCGUCUGUCCCACUACACUGGAAGACAAGAGUGGCUCCAGAAGUCUCAGCUGCUCUUGGCAGCAUUUUCCGACCGUCUCACCAGGAUUCCCAUUGCUCUACCUGAGAUGGUGCGGGCUCUAAUGGCCCAGCACUACACACUUCAACAGAUUGUGGUCUGUAGUCAAAGAAACUCUCCAGACACAGCAAGUCUUCUUUCAGCGGUCAAUUCCCUCUUUUUACCAUUCAAGGUUUUGAUGCACACUGAUGGGAAUCCAGGAAGCUUCCUGUGCCAACGUCUGCCCGUACUGACCUCCAUGACUCAGCUGGACGGUACUGCUACGGCCUACGUAUGCCAGGACUUUAGCUGCUCUCUGCCCAUCACAGAACCCCAGGAACUACGACGGCUGCUCCUUGACAGGACCGCAGUGCCGGAGGCAGACUAAUAUCUGACAGACUGCGUUCUGCAGCUUUCUGCUUUUUUUAUCCUCAAUGAAUACCAAAGCUUUAGGUCAAUCUGAGCUGCUUUGCUAGGAUCUGUUGCUGCUGUGCCUUGCAGAAGUAGCUAAAUGUCAUUGAUAGAUUUUCCUUAAGAAUUCCCUUGUAUUAAGCUUCAUUUAUCUUCCCAUCAUCUCUGACGACCUUCCUUACCCCUGGUAAAAGAAAAGCAACCCCACAGCAUCAUCAUUAUCACAGAGCUGGACUCUCUAAUCUUAGCUCAUUGAAAUGUAAAUUAGUUUUAUUCAGUGGCAUUAGUGAAUGAAUAAAAGGCACAUCAGACAUUUUACACAUAUUUCCUUAUUUGUCAACUAUAAAUUCCCUCCAUUUCACACUUAUGUCCUGCUUUGAGUUGGUAUAUCCAAAUAAAAUGCAAUAAACACUGUGUUUGUAUGGAAACAUUAAA